UUUGUAUAUUAAUAUUCCAGACUACAAAUAGAGUAUAUAACAUUAUUAAGGUUAGCUUCUGUACAAGCUAGAGAAUCAAAAGGCCUGGGAUGUCUCUGACUCUAUUGAUGUUUUUGUUUUAUUACUAUUAUUAUUAUUAUUAUUUUAAUGAGUACAUAUGUGUACAUUUAUUUAUAAAUUAUAAUAUGUAAUUGUAAUUUAUGAAAUACAUAUUUUUGAAUAGUGUGUUGGACUAUAUUGUUAACAUUGUGCCUAAACCUAAAUCCUGGUCUGUGCGCCUAGAACGUCUUCACUUUAAACAACGUUGCUCUACAGUUACUAAGUUAUUCUUUAAAAUAAAUAAAGCAAUUAUGUUUAUGUAACAUAUCUGUUAUCACACAAAACGCCAAACAACCGAGGAAGUCUAAACGUAUCGCAUAUUGGCCGCUUCCGUAAUGUGUUCACUACUUAGUUGUUUUUCAAAUACCGGUUGAAAAACGGUUAACGGUCGACAGACUAUUUAAAACAAACUUUUAGCUCCCUUUUAUGUAAGGCCCAGAAUUUUGCAGGCAUACUGGGGGUGAAAUCAGGAUUCCGCAAUAUCACUCUCCUCCUCAUCUUCAUCAUCUUCACCCUGUUCAAGUAAGAACAGCCUCUCUCCUCAGCAUCCUUCUCUUUUUUACUGCUUCACUGCAGUAGCUGUGGGCUAAAGUCUGGCUAAACUCCACCCAUCUGAGAAGUGACAACUUGACUGUCGGCUUUGCAUGGUAUACAAAACAUCAAGGUUGGCUAUUUCUAGGAUUAAAAAAAGAAAUAAGAAUUGCAUGUUCAAGUUCACCUGGGGCUGCUGCUUCGUUGGCUCGCUAUCAGUUGGUGUAGCUGGAGAGCUAACUAGCAGAUGCCGAGUGUUACGGUGAAAGAUGUCAACCAGCAAGAGUUUGUCAGAGCUCUGUCAGCUUUCCUCAAAAAGUCUGGAAAACUGAAGGUCCCAGAAUGGGUUGACACUGUGAAACUUGCCAGGCACAAGGAGCUGGCUCCCUGUGAUGACAACUGGUUUUACACUAGAGCAGCGUCCACGGCCCGUCACCUGUACCUGCGGGGAGGGGUUGGCGUAGGUGCAAUGAUCAAAAUCUAUGGAGGGCGCCAAAGGAAUGGCGUAUGCCCCGCUCACUUCAGCAGGGGCUCCAGAAAUGUGGCGAGGAAGGUCCUCCAGGCCCUUGAGGGUCUUAAGAUGGUAGAGAAGGACCCCAGUGGAGGAAGGAGACUCACUGCUCAAGGCCAGAGAGAUCUGGACAGGAUCGCAGGUCAGGUUGCAGCAGCGAGCAAGAAACAGCGGAGUUUACAAAGCGCUAUCUGAGGAAAGCAUGCAAAGAAUUCAGAGAAGUGUUAUGGUGCGGCUGUGCCCGGCUCUUUAUUUACUCCAGUUUGCCAGGCUCCCUUAUCA
Molecule: messenger RNA, 1423 nt
Organism: Cynoglossus semilaevis (tongue sole)
Lineage: Eukaryota; Metazoa; Chordata; Actinopteri; Pleuronectiformes; Cynoglossidae
Product: 40S ribosomal protein S19
Exons: 6
Coding region: 878-1336 (152 amino acids)
Biological process (GO): ribosomal small subunit assembly; translation
Cellular component (GO): ribosome; cytosolic small ribosomal subunit
Molecular function (GO): structural constituent of ribosome; RNA binding
Source: RefSeq, a predicted model, not a curated record